CGCGGAUCGGGAGCACGUACGGAAGCCAAACCAGCCAGGCAGCCACAGCUCCAGGCAUCGGUCCGCAGUGGAGCAGCAGCUACCUCGGGCUGUGUUGUUUGACUCUCCAAACAGGGGAGGAGAUAGUGACAAUUUUUAUUUAGGCUGAACACGAGGCAUAUUUAACUAGUUAUAUAACAGUGACCCUGGUCCGUCUCGGCUGGGUGCAGGGAGGAUAUAUGUGUUCUGAUUCCCAUCGCACUGGCUGGGUGGAUUCAAGCACUAGGAGCUAUUUACCAAAGUUAUUUUCAGAAACCUUAAGUGCAGGUUUCCCUGCUGUACCCUGGACUCUUUUAUCAGGACGCAUUUCCCGCUUGUGAACUGAACAGCCAGUGAGAGUGGAUUUAGUGCUUGCUGGGCUGCCGGCAGAGAUAAGGAGUUGUCGGGAGUCACUGGAAUCGUUUGUCCUGAAGACCCUGAGGCAAGAAUAGCAGAAGGGCUGAGAACAUACGGCCACAUUGAACAAGAGUUGGGGCAGAGCUCUUGCCCCGGUGCACUGGGCAGCAUGUUACUCUUGGAUGAGUCUCAGCAGUUUUCAGACCAACCCCAGGACGCCGUGUUCAGCGGUGACCAUGUUGAACACGCCGAAGAUGGAGAAUGGCAGCGCUCUACUUCAACUACCUCAUCUCAGAGUGAGCGGGCAGAGCGACUCUCGCAGAACCAGCACAAGAGCCUGGCCUCUGAGGACACCAAAAAGAAGAGGGCUCAGAAACCGUCUCACAUGCGGAGGAACAUAAGAAAGCUGUUGCGUGAGGACCAACUGGAAGCCGUGACAAAAGCAGCCCAGCAGGAGGAGUUGGAGAGAAGGAAACGGCUAGAGCAGCAGCGGAAGGAUUAUCCAGCCACUAUCCCAACUGUACCCCUAGAGUUUCUUCCUGAGGACAUCGUUUUCAGAACAGCAGAGGCUACCCAGCUCCCCCCUCAGGUUCUGGCUGAGGAAGUGAUCUGCCUGGACAGUACCAGCAGUGGCAGUGAAGAUGAUGCUAAAGGAAAAAAUAGCAUUAAAGAUGAAGUGAUUGAGCUGAGUUCAGGAGAGGAUGAUGCCCUCCAAAUUGUGGACAGCAGUGACUCUGGCAAUGAAGGGGAGGAGGAUGGCAGUGAAGAGAGCAGUGGCUCUCAUGUGAAUGAUGACUUAAAUCAGUUGGAUGCUCUGGGGCAAGUCAUUGUCAACAUCAAUCAUCCACCAAACGAGGAGGACAUUUUCCUGGCUCCUCAGCUUGCACAUGCAGUAAAACCCCAUCAGAUUGGUGGGAUCCGAUUCCUCUAUGACAACUUGGUUGAGUCCUUGGAGAGAUUUAAAACCAGCAGUGGGUUUGGGUGUAUUUUAGCACAUAGCAUGGGCCUGGGCAAGACCAUACAAGUCAUCUCUUUCUUGGAUGUUCUUUUCCGGCACACGGAGGCAAAGACUGUUCUUGCCAUUGUACCUGUGAAUACGCUCCAAAACUGGCUAGCAGAGUUCAACAUGUGGCUCCCAGCACCUGAAAAUCUUCCUGCUGAUUAUAACUCCAAAGAGGUCCAACCCCGCACCUUCAAAGUCCACAUCCUGAAUGAUGAACACAAGACAACAGCUGCACGUGCAAAGGUGGUGAAUGACUGGGUGAUAGAGGGCGGUGUGCUGCUGAUGGGAUACGAGAUGUACCGUCUCCUCUCACUGAAGAAGUCCUUUGCCACUGGCAGGAAGAAGAAAACAAAGAAGCAAGCUGGCCCUGUUAUUAUUGACUUGGAUGAGGAAGACAGGCAGCAAGAGCUUCUGAAAGGGAUUGAGAAAGCUUUGUCUCGCCCGGGCCCAGAUGUGGUCAUUUGUGAUGAGGGACACCGGAUCAAGAACUGCCACGCCAGCACCUCGCAGGCCCUGAAGAACAUCCGCUCCCGCCGGCGGGUGGUGCUGACUGGCUACCCUCUCCAGAACAACCUCAUUGAGUAUUGGUGCAUGGUGGACUUUGUCCGACCUGACUUUCUAGGCUCCCGGCAGGAAUUCAGCAACAUGUUUGAGCGCCCCAUCCUGAACGGGCAGUGUAUUGACAGCACCCCUCAAGAUGUUCGCCUCAUGAGGUAUCGCAGUCAUGUCCUGCAUAGCCUGCUGGAAGGCUUUGUGCAGCGGCGAGGGCACAAUGUGCUGAAGGUUCAACUCCCAUCUAAGGAGGAACAUGUCAUUUUGGUACGGCUUUCAAAGAUCCAGCGGGCCCUCUAUACUGAGUUCAUGAACCGGUUCCGAGAUGCAGGCAACAGUGGCUGGCUGGGACUGAACCCACUCAAAGCUUUCUGUGUCUGUUGUAAGAUCUGGAACCAUCCAGAUGUGUUGUAUGAAGCUCUGCAAAAGGAGAAUCUGGCAAAUGAGCAGGAUUUGGAUGUGGAUGACCUUGGCACAGCAAGUACUAAUUCCCGCUGCCAGCCUCAGGGAAUUAAAGUCAAAACAGAGAGUAAUGCUUUGGCAUCACCAGUUGGAGAAGCUACCAAUAGCAAGUUUCUGCAGAGUGUUGGCUUCAACCCCUUUCAGGAGAGAGCAAAUCAGGUCGUUACUUAUGAGUGGGCCAAAGACAUCUUGUGUGAUUACCAGACGGGAGUCUUGGAGAACUCACCCAAGAUGGUGUUACUGUUCCACCUAAUUGAGGAAAGUGUGAAGCUUGGAGACAAGAUCUUGGUCUUCAGCCAGAGCUUGUCCACGUUAUCUGUCAUUGAAGAGUUUUUGGCAAAGAGACCAAUGCCAAGCCCUCCAGGCUCAGAUGGAGGAGUUCACAGCUGGGUCCGAAACAUCAGCUAUUACAGACUGGAUGGCAGCACCUCUGCCUCAGAAAGGGAACGACUGAUUAACCAGUUCAAUGACCCCAGCAACACCUCAGUUUGGCUCUUCCUUUUGUCCACACGUGCUGGCUGUUUGGGUGUCAACCUCAUUGGAGCCAACAGAGUGGUGGUGUUUGAUGCUUCUUGGAACCCGUGCCAUGACGCCCAGGCCGUGUGCCGUGUGUACCGCUACGGGCAGAAGAAGCCGUGCCACAUCUACAGACUGGUUUCUGAUUACACCCUUGAGAAGAAGAUCUAUGACCGUCAGAUCUCCAAGCAGGGCAUGUCGGAUCGGGUGGUGGAUGAUCUGAACCCAGUGCUGAACUUCACCCGACGGGAGGUGGAGAACCUGCUGCAUUUUGUGGAAGAGGAAUCUGACCCUGCUCAGCUCUCCCUCAAUCCAUGCAAGAUGAAGGAGUCUGUUUUACAAUUAGCCUGUCUCAAGUAUCCUCACCUCAUCACCAAGGAGCCUUUUCAGCAUGAAUCACUGCUGAUCGACCGGAAGGAGCACAAGCUGACCAAGGCAGAGAAGAAAGCAGCCAAGAAGAGCUAUGAGGAGGAAAAGCGAGCAUCCGUCCCCUACACCCGGCCGUCCUACGCACAGUAUUACCCAGCCAGUGACCAGAGUCUGACGAGCAUCCCUGCCUUCAGCCAGAGGAACUGGCGACCAGCUCUCAAGGGUGAGGACAAGCCGGUGGCGAGUGUCCGCCCAGUUCAAUCCACCCCCAUCCCCAUGAUGCCCCGGCACGUCCCCAUGGGCAGCGUGGGAUCAACCUCAAGUUCCAACACCACUGUCAACUUCCCCAUCAACUAUCUACAGCGAGCUGGUGUCUUUGUGCAGAAGAUUGUCACCACCACAGAUAUUGUGAUUCCGGGUACAAACACAUCCACUGAUGUACAGGCAAGAAUCAGUGCUGGAGAGAGCAUCCACAUCAUCCGAGGGACAAAAGGGACAUAUAUCCGGACCAGCGACGGGCGAAUCUUUGCUAUCCGGACCACUGGGAAGCCAAAGGGCAAUGAAGACCGUCAGACUGCUGCCUCAGGCUCCCAGAGCUCUUCACUGGAGUCCACAAGCAAUGGCAGACACAGUGCCUCAUCACCACAGCUCCCCAGCGCUGAGGAGCUCACUCGGCCCAUAUCCCCCGACAGCCCCGAGAUCAUCAGUGAGCUGCAGCAGUACGCGGAGGCAGCGGCUGCCCGCGAGUCCCGGCACGGCUCUCCCAGCACCAACGCAGCGCAAGGACCCUCCGCUCGCACGGACAACGCACCUGGCCUGGCAGCCCGAGGAGCUGAGCAGCGUGUGGGCGUUCACUGCGUGGCUCCCUCUGUGUCCUCAGCCCUGCCAGCCACCAGCCAGCACGUCGAUGCCCACUCGGUGUUGGACUUAAGGGGCAACAAGCGCAAGUCGACCUCGCCCUCGGCUCCGGAGGAGCAAGCCCGCAGGCAGCAGAAGAAGCGUCAGUUGCCAUCGUCCGUGCAGCCCUACGAACACGGGUACCCCGUCUCUGGUGGGUUCGCCAUGCCUCCUGUCUCUUUAAACCACAACCUAACCCAUCCAUUUGCCUCCCAACCAGGAAACUCCUUGUACAUGGGCACUGGCUCCUCUUAUUACCAGCUGCCCAAUUUACUCUCAGACCCUCAUCUGAUGUUCCCUGUGACUACUGACCCUCUGCUGACAGCCGGCACCGCCAGCUCUUCUGCUGCUACCUCAGCCACCGCCAGCGUCCCCUCAUUCAUGCUAAACCCUUCUCUGACAGGGGUGCUGCCCAAUUACUCGCUUCCCUUCACGCAGUCACUCCUGCCCGAGCCCAGGAUGUUUGCUCCUUUCCCAGCCCCCGUCUUGCCUAGCAGCCUUCCCAGGAGCAUGGCAUCUGCCUACCCUGGCUACAUGUCCCCUCACUCGGGUUACCCGGCCGGGGGCCUCCUUCGGUCCCAGGUGCCUCAGUUUGAACCCCAGGAGGUCCCAGAGGUGGGAUGCAGCUCUAAUGACGAGGACAAAGACGAUGAUGUUAUAGAGAUCACAGGGAAAUAAUGGGCCCAGCUCCUGCUCAGUGUCAGCUCUGCUAGGAGGCAAAAGUUUUGGGACCUUUUUGGGGGUCAGAAUUUCCCCUCUGGGCUAUGACGGUGGAGAAGGAUGCAAAGGGUGUGGUGUGGGGGUUGUUUUGUUCUUUUCAUUUUGUUUUAUUGUUUUUUAGCUGUCAAGGAUCUGAAUUGUAUUAGGGGCUGGGAGAUGGGAGGGGGAUAGAGUGGACCUAGAGGGAGGAGGGAAGCAGCAGUGCAAACCCUAGGAGUGCCUCCCCCUCCCUCCCACGCUCUGUCUGUCUGUCUGUCUCUGUUCUCUGUCUUGUCUGGAAGGGGGAGGCUUGAUGUUGCGAGUCACUGCUCUUCUCAGGCCUGGAGACAUGGGCUUGACCGCUGGCAGGGCCCAGCUCCCUCUCACAUGAACUGCCUUAUCUGUGAACUUCUCUCACUCCAGGAGGUGUGGGCCAGGGAGUGACUCCAACAGAGGUUGGGGAUGAAGCAUUUUUUCCAGGGAGGGACAGGGGGGCCUUCUAUGUCGUGUAUGUUGGGAUGGGGGGGAGGGGGAAUUGAUGUAAAAAAGAAAAAAAAAAAAGAAGAAAAAAAAAAGAAAAAAAGAAAAAAGAAACAAAACACCCACAAGCAAUUUGUCAUCCUCUUCAAAUUCACAUGAAACUAGUGUGAGGGCUCCAGGCAGGCUCCUGCCACAGCAAGGAGAGCAGGGCUCUGCUGGGCAGCUUCCACAGGCCCUUUUGGAAGGUCUCAUCCAAGGUAGGUUGGUCCCAUGUGCCAGAUGAGUGGAGCAUUCCCAGAUGUCUCGGUGGCUGUUGGAGGGGAAUCAGGGUGACUUCCCGAGCUCCACGGCCCUGCCAGGCUGUGUGAAAGCCACACCUCACCCUGCCGUGGCCCACCAGAUCCAGGGGUAGGUGGGCUUACUGCUGCUUCUCCGCUGCACCAGGCAGUGGAGAAGGUUGGGGGGGUACGCUGGACCCAGUGCCGCUUGCUGUUGAAUCUGAUUGGAGCAACUGCCCCCUGCAGAGAAUCUCGACGUUAAUUUAUUUCAUGAAGGCAUAAUAUUUAUUGUUUGGGGGACUCUUUCUUACUACUUUUAAAUUAAUUUCCAUAUUAAAAAAAAAUAAAAUGCUGGCCUCCAUCACACAGUGGUUGCUUGUUGGGUUGUCUGUGUGGGAAGGAGCAGCUGGUUGACCAAAGUGUAGCCUAGAAGCAGGUCCAGCUGUGGAGACUGUCUGGAUGUGCCCCAUCGGGGGAUCAUGCCAGAGCAGGGAGGAGCUGCUCUGGGUGUUCUGCAGCAGCUGGAGGGAGGAUGAAGUCCUCUUGUCAUGUUGGUGCAGGUGGAGGAGCUUGUGUGGGAGCCUCCUGUGCUCUUUCCCAGUGAUGAGGAGGUGCUGCAAGAUGUGUGGAGUUGCCAAGGCAGAGCUCCUGCCAGGGAAGCCUUUCUCCAGGCAGGGAGUGGUGCCCAGCCCUGCUCUGCCCCACGGGUGCAGAGGCUGCCCCAGCCCUGGCAGCAAACAUGCCACCUGCUUGCCAUGGUGCCAGGGCUCCUGAGGAGGGGCUGGUCUACCCACACGCAGCUGGCCUGGUGAGUGUGACUGGGUGUGUGUGAACGUGCCAGGAUGGAGGCUGGAAAUCCGGGAACCUUGUCACGUCUGGGUAUCAGCAGGCAGAUGUGCUUCGUCUGUGUGGGAUGUCUCUGGAGUGUGGCUGGGUCCUUGGAGCAGUGGUAGCUUGUAGGGGACCUACAGGGCCGUGGAAGCUGCAGUCACUGGUGUUUGCUGGGACCAACUGGAUGUAGGAAAGGGCAGGAUGUCCUGACAUCCUUCAUCAAAGGGGGUACUGGAAGAUGGGGACCUCCCUUCCUGGGAGAGAGAGAGAGAGAGAGGUGUGUGUGCACACGUGUGUUACAAAAACAUAAUAAAAAAUGUUAUGGGGCUUUCCUAGUGUCUUUCUCUGUUUAAUGGACAUUGUCUGUCAAACAUAACCACACCAUUCAUAGAAGCCUUAGAUCAACAGUUUAGCUAUGCAAAUUAUUUUAAUUAUUUUUUUUAAAAAACAAACAUUAAAAUAGUGCUUUCUUCUUUAACAUAUCCUAGGAGUUGAAAACCGAGGGGUUCUGAGCAAACUGCUGGACAACUUGUCUUUGGAUGCACCAUGGAAAUAAAAAUCAAACCCCCCCACAAAAGUAACAAAGCAAAUUAACUGAUGGUGUUCAUGCAAGUUUCUCCAAAGACUUGACAGUGCUGCGUCUGUGAGUCAUGCCCUCCUGUGCUCUGUAUGUCCACCUCAUGCACAACCGUGUGCCACUGAUUGUAUGACCAGCUUGCCCAGAUGUCUCUUGCAUCCCUGUGAGGCUGUCAGUUUUCCGGUGGAUUUGGGGAACGGACCUAGGCAAGGGCUUUCCUUGUCAAGAGUAGCAAGUGUUGAGACCUGUGGGGAUGUGGGAGAGGCUGGAGCAUGAGUAGACCCUCACCAGAGCCUUGAUCCUCACUGGUGGUGGUCAGGGUAGUGGAGCUCAUCUGAAAGGCCCUCCUGAGUCCUCUCUGAGUGGGGCUUUUUUUGUGGCUGUGUGUUGAGACAAAGCAUGGAGAUUCGUCUGGGGACGGUUGGCACCGUGGCUCUGGAUGUGGUACCCUUUGCCUUGCCAGGAGAGCAGGCCCUGGCAUGUCCCCAUGCUGCUGUCUGAAGUCCUCCUGAGGGUUCCUGGCAUAGCCCAAGCCCAGUGGCCAUAGAAGAUGGAGGCAUCGGGUGCUUGGCUGCCAGAGGGCACACACUUUGUGCUGGGAGCCAGCUGGAAACCUCCCUGUGUCAGGGUGAGAAGUGAGAGCUCUCCUGGCUCCUGUGUGGCUGUGGUGGCUUGGAGACCUCUGGCUGCCCCCCGGUGGUGGGGCUGUCCCUGGAUGCAAACAGCUGCGAGGAGCUUCCUCUCCCUGGCAAAUACCCAUGGAUGGGACAACCACAGCAUGGUGCCCUGAGCACAACCCCAGCCACCCUCACUGAGUGUGGUGUGGUGUGGUGUGGCACUGCUCCACCCCACACACUGCCCCCCUUAACAAGGGGCUGGGUCUGCUCUUCUGAGAAGUGGUUGCAGAGUUAGCUGUGAUGUCCUGACCAUGGGGCUCCCAUGGGGGCUGGCAGAGACUGGGGCUGCUCCAAGGAGACUGGAGGUACCUGUGGAAAGGACUUCCUUCACCCCACAGAACCUGUGUGGGUUAUCCAGGGGCUUUCAAAGUCGGGGGACCUCUCUGAACCCCCUCCCAUGGGUCUCCCUCUAACCCCUCAUCUUCCCUCCCCCCCCAGCCUUUUUUCCUCUUCAGCACAUGGCUCUUGUGCAGAGAAUCUGGUCUUGAUUUUCCUGAGCCUGGAACAGGGACUUUCACUGCACGGGUUAAAUUUUUCUUUUGCUGCUGGAUUUCUGUCUCCAAGUGACUGGACGGAAGCAGCUGCCAGUUCCCUGCAGGGCUGCGGGUGACAACAAGGAGAACAGUGCAGGACUCUCUGCUGAGGAUUUUUGGACACUAAAGUGGAUUUUUUGAGCACUAAAAUGGAAUUUUGAGCACAGCUGAGAUGCUGGGGCAGAGCCACAUGGGCCUCAGGUGAGCCAGCUGCCUCCUACAUCAGCACCCAGCCCUCAGCCCUUCCCUUACCUGAGCGUCUCCUGCUCCUGGGGACAGUGGGGGUACUGCUGUGGGACAUGGUGGCACGGGGAGAGCUGAGGCUGCUGUGUGCCUUGGUCUCUGGUCUUGUUGCUUGCCUACCCAUGUGGCUUUUGAGGCCAGGUGGGGGCAACACAGCCCAGCCUGGCCCAUGGAGGAUCUGUUCCACUUUUGCCCCCAGAGUGCCUGGGAGGUUGGCGGCUUGGCUGUAGUUACUCACAGAAAGCAAAUAUUCAGGCAAGCAAAGGACGGGAUUUCCAUGGGGCUUCACCAGGAAUUAUGUAUCUUUUGGCUAAAUGAUGUCAGCAAAUGGUGGAAUACAAGAGAAUUGCUCUUGGUUUGUGGAUGGCCAGAAGGAACAAGUACAGCAAAUACUUUCACAGCUGGUGUUUCUCAUCACUCUGGGAUGAAUUUUGUUAAUCCAGUCUUGGAAGGACCAAGGGGGGAGGGCUGGGGUGGGGGGCAGAGGCUGAAAGGGGAACAUAGUCCAGCUAGAUGACAGUGAGGGUGAUGGCUCCUUGCAGCUGGAGUAGAGCAAGUGCUCCCUUUGAAGGGCUGAUGGUGCAAGCUCGGGUGAGCAGCCUCUGCCACCUCCCAGACCACCACCACCACUGCUGCUGCCUGGCUCCCACUGUGGUGGCACCCGGCUUGGAGCUGGAGUCUUUGGCAGAUGCAGGGGAGCCUGAAGGAAUCCAUCGCUGAGUCUCAUUUUGGGCUUUCUGUUGUCUUGGGGUGCUUUUCUGUUUUAUUACUGCCUUAGUUUGUGGCCUGUCUUUUUGUGGUUGGAAAGAGGAGUCUUGCUAGCAGGGUGGGUCGGUUGGUUGGCCCCACGCAUGAUCAUGUGCUUCCCUCUUCUCUCUGUCGAAUGGGAUGUGCUUGUCUGGUCUCCCAGAACAGAGACUUUGAACAAUUUGUUGUUUAUAUGAUGUAUUUAUUUUUACUUGUGUUUCAUGUCAUUUUUUAAAAAAAAUAAUAAAUUGUAAGUUGGUAUAA
Molecule: messenger RNA, 9503 nt
Organism: Apus apus (common swift)
Lineage: Eukaryota; Metazoa; Chordata; Aves; Apodiformes; Apodidae
Gene: RAD54L2
Product: RAD54 like 2
Exons: 21
Coding region: 545-4852 (1435 amino acids)
Cellular component (GO): nucleus
Molecular function (GO): ATP binding; ATP hydrolysis activity; ATP-dependent chromatin remodeler activity
Source: RefSeq, a predicted model, not a curated record